This is a messenger RNA of Vairimorpha ceranae, 1569 nucleotides long. RefSeq lists its product as hypothetical. Lineage: Eukaryota; Fungi; Microsporidia; Nosematidae. The record is from RefSeq and is a predicted model, not a curated record. The transcript has a single exon. The coding region runs from base 1 to 1569 and encodes 522 amino acids.
AUGCUAGUUAUAAUAAUUAAUAUUUUACAGCUUAUUAUAGCAAGUAAUAAUUGUGAUGAUCAGUUAAUGACUAGAAAUAUUAGAAGACAAAUGUUUUUUUUGGUUGAUAAAAAAAUUAAAAAUAAAGAGUUUAUUCUCCUUGAAAAUGCUGCUAAAGAUUUAUAUGCUUAUUUUAGAAAAGGAAUUUUAGUUGAUAUCAACAAAAUAGAAAUUACGAUUUGUCAUGUUUAUAAGGAUUGCAAAACUAAUCAUAAUUUUACUUAUACAGCUGACAAACUUGCUGUAGAUGAUCCAGAUUUAUUUAAUAUUUUCAGUUUUUUUAAAAGUUUGAACGUUGAAAGAGUUUUUUUAAGCACUUCUUACUACAUUUCACACUUUUUUAAAACUGAGAACGGAAGUUUUAUUUUAGCUGACUUUAUGAAUAAGCUUUCUGCACGAAAUGGGGGACCAGAGUUUGUGUACGAUACAGUUUAUCCUAUCUUUAGUUAUUUUCACCGAAAUAAACGAUGUAUAAAUCCAUAUUGUAGUGCUAUUACCGAAUACAGACAGAAUUUUGGAAAAUUAGAUUUUUGUAUUACUAACGAUAAUAAAACAGGAUAUGUGUUUUCUAUCGAUUGGGGUCAACUUGAUUAUUCUGAUUUUUUAAAGAAAAAGAUAAAAUUAUUGUAUAAUGACAACUGGCAACCAGUUUAUAAUUUUUUGCUUAACUUUGAUAUAGUAAAAUCUAUGGCGUUUUGUAGCUUAAUAGAAAAAUUUUAUACAUUUUAUCGUCAAAUGAAGAGAACUAAUAAUUUCCCUAUUGGAACUUUUAUUAAGAUUACCGAAGAAAAUAUAAUCUUUCACGAAAGGUUUAUAUACGCAGUUGAAUUAGAUAAAUUAGUUGGUGUUAAAAUCAAUUUUACCACCUAUGAAGAUUUUAAACAAUUGAGGUCACAGUUAUUAUCAUUGCCUUUAGAUCGUAGUAAAUGGGCGAUGUUUACUUUAUUUUCUCUUUCUGGUAAACCUCUUGUUAUUUGUUUAGUAAAAAGAAUUCUAUACUCUAACUUAUCAGCCAAAAAAAUUUUUUUUUUAGAAGUACUUUUUUCCAUAGGCCUUAUUGAAAGAUCAGAUAUCAAUUGGUUUUUAGCUUCUAUUUUAGAGAAAAGUGAAAUUUAUGUUUUUAGAACUUUAAAUGAGUCUUACAUUACAAAAAUAGUUGAAUCUAUCAUGAACAUAGAACUAAGAGACAGAACAUCUUAUGAAUAUAUCUAUUUUUACAUUAUUGUUUAUUUUGAAUUCGAAAUAUAUGUUGAUGAAUGUGAAACUGCCAAGGAUAAAAUUUUUACGUUACUUGAAAAUUAUUACAAGUUAUUAGAAGUCAAAAAUGUUUGUAAAGAUUUUAUAGAUUGUUCUAAAACCACUGUUGAUAAUAUUUGUCAUACAUAUUGGGGGCUAAUGGAAAAUCUUAAUAUGAUUUUGUUUUGCAGCAGUAAUAAAACCUCUUUUAAUGAGUAUUAUUGUUUAGUUGAGACAGUUUUAAGUGAUUUAUCGAAAAAUGAAGAUUUUAUAAAAAAGUUUUUACGUAAUUAA